Haliotis rufescens (red abalone) is the source of this 2533-nucleotide messenger RNA. Its product is annotated as sodium/nucleoside cotransporter 1-like. Lineage: Eukaryota; Metazoa; Mollusca; Gastropoda; Lepetellida; Haliotidae. Gene Ontology annotation, cellular component: membrane. The transcript has 12 exons. The record is from RefSeq and is a predicted model, not a curated record. Bases 213 to 2243 code for a protein of 676 amino acids. Gene Ontology annotation, molecular function: nucleoside:sodium symporter activity. Gene Ontology annotation, biological process: nucleoside transmembrane transport.
ACAGUGGAUCGUCGUUCAUCAGUGGAGAAAUACACAGUGUUUGUGCAAUGACGAGCACAGUCUACCUGGUGAUACAGUUAUUCAGGGCAGCCCAGGCGAAUGAACGUCUUAUCUGCGGACGGGAGAGGGACGCACGACACACCUCACACAUAGGUAUAUUGAUGUCUGAUUUACUGACUUUCGACGAGACCUGAAUCCACGUUCACCCCGCCAUGUCAGAACGCCGCAUCACCUGGGGGGACACACCCCUGACUCGAAUGGUGUAUGGGUCAGGCCAAGACCUAUCUGACCUUCCCGAGAACGUCGCCCCUUCCCGCCCAGCAUCUGAGAUGGUCAAGGGUCGGGCGUCUAACCGCCCCCCACGGGCAACCUACCGCACACAGGUGUCCGCCCCAGCGGCCUUUGUCAACCGAGCCUUCAAGCAGGACUCGGAGAAAAGACCAAAUUUUAAAAGCGGCCUGUCAGAGGGAAGCGACGACGUCUUCUACGCCCAACACGACAUCAUCAUAUCAAUGGAACGUCCACGGGUGGAGGAUUUCAUUGCGCAAAGUGCCUGUUCACGCGUAACAUUACGCAUCCAAAAUAGUGCCGUAAAGUUUGUGAUUUCGAACAAAUCAGUUUUGAAACGCUUGUGCCUGGUGAUAGGCCUAUUACUCUUUUUUGUGUAUUUUGGAUACGCGAUGUAUUUUGAAUUCGGAGACGAUGGAUCCAUACGCCUGUUAGUCUGCGCCAUAUUGGGAAUGUCGUUGUUAGCGCAUGCGUGUUUGUCCGAGUACACGUCAUUACUGCUUGACAGAUGUUACUGCUUAAGUGGACGGAACCGGCUGGUCGUCAGAAUUACACGACGGUCACUGUACGUGGUAGCUGUAGUGUCCAUAGCCCUGACCCUUGGUCUGGUCGUAGGGAGGGAGAGCCCGAGUAACCUGCGGUCACUUCCCGGCAUCGCCGUCUUCAUCCUGCUGACCUUUCUGACGUCACGCAACCCCGCCAGGGUUAAUUGGCACCCGGUGUUUUGGUGCUUGGCUCUCAUGUAUUUCUUGGCCUUGGUGAUUCUGCGACUGGAGUGGGGACACGCAGCGUUCAGGUUUGUCGGUGACAGAGUGGCCGAGUUCCUGGACUAUACCCAGGAGGGGGCGGAGUUUGUGUUUGGAAAACACUUCCUGGAUCACCGAUUUGCUUUUGCUACUCUGCCGGUGAUUGUGUUCGCCAGCGCUUGUGUGUCCGUGCUCUACCACCUGGAGGUCAUGCAGGUCAUCAUCCGGGUCCUCGGGAGGUGUCUGUCGUACUGCCUCCAGACCACACCAGCUGAAUCUGUCAAUGCCGUGUCCAACAUGUUUCUGGGCGUGAUCGAGGCUCUGUUUGUGAUCAGACCUUUCAUACCGGAAAUGACCCGAUCUGAGCUCCAUGCAGUGAUGACAGGAGGAUUCGCUACACUUACGGGCAGUGUGCUGGCUGCUUGCAUAGCACUGGGUGUUCCUGCGCACCACGUGCUUGGGGCGUGUGUGACGUCAGCACCUGCAGCUCUCGCCGUCUCUAAACUCUCGUGCCCCGAGACUGAAAGGUCAAGGUCAUCCAAGGAAGACUACUACCGCCUUGAAGGAGGGAAAUGUAGCAAUUUGAUCGAGGCUAUUUCUAACGGGGCGUCGACGUCGGUGAAGGUGAUUGCAAACGUCGUCGUUAACGUCAUAGCGUUCCUCAGCGUUUUGAAGUGUCUCAACGUCACCGUGGCGUGGCUUGGGGCGAGAGUUGGAGUAGCCAAUUUGUCAUUUCAGUUGAUCUGUUCCUACGUGCUGUACCCCGUCGCCCUGUUUAUGGGAGUCGAACCCGGAGACUGUAGAGCCGUGGCUGCACUCAUCGGGUUGAAAACAUUUUCAAACGAACUUAUUGCAUAUAGCACUUUGUCCGGGUUCCUUAAGAACAGAGAGAUAUUUGAGAACUACACCGCCAGCUACAAUGAAUCUGAUUGGCUGUACCAGAAUGAUGAUAUCGUCCUUUCAAAAUGGAAUAACAUGACACUAACGGGAGGUGUUAUUUCGGCCCGGUCCUCUGUGAUAUCGACAUACGCGCUGUGUGGUCUGUCGGGGGUGGGGUCACUGGGUGUGAUGGUUGGCGGCCUCGGUGCGCUUGUACCCAGCAGAACGAAAGACAUCCAUCGCCUGGUCAUCCGGGCACUUGUAGCAGCCAAUAUUGCCUCCUUCAUCACAGCCUGUACAGCAGGUGUGUUACAUCGGGAGAUGUGUUGAAUGAAGACGAUGGGCGAAUGAUGCCAAGUGAAGACCGUGAUGUGGUGGACACGAACCCUCUGAAUCCGCUUUCUCUUGGAGAUGAACAACACCCUUAGAGCUGAACCCAGACUUGAGGAAAGUGGCUAGACGAUCCAAGCAGGAUAGGAGAUGGUGUUUGUUUGGUGGUUGUUUUGUUGUUUAACGCCGCCCUAAGCAAUAUUCUAGCAAUAUGACGGCGGUCUGUAAAUAAUCGAGUCUGCACAAGACAAUCCAGUGAUUGACAUCAUGCUCAUUGAUCCACACUAUUG